AUGACGGGACACCAGGAACUAAGCAUCUUACAGUACAACGUCCAGAAAUCAAGGGACGUCGUCCUCGCCAACUUAUUCAAGGACCCUAGGGUUCUCGAGUACGACAUCCUAGCGAUCCAAGAACCCUGGCGCAACCCAUUUAUUGCAACAUCCUACCAUCCGCUCAAGACUCACUUUCAACUAACCUAUCUCGACGACGCAGCCACAAGGGUAUGCCUGUACAUCAACAAACGAAUCGACCCCAGUACAUGGAGCGUCUCCCAUGUCUCCAAGGAUAUCACGUGUCUAAGCCUCCACAACCCAACCUCUAGCGAGAUCAUACACAUUCUCAACGUCUACAAUGAACCAAGAUCUGAUACACUUUCCAUGGUGGUCGAGGCGUUAAGCAAACUCGACCCAGGUAACGAGACUAUUGUGCUCGGGAACUUUAACCUACAUCACCCCUUAUGGGCGGCGUCACACCUGAGACCCAGUGCCAUACCAAGUGCCCAACCGUUGCUCGCCAUCGCUGAAGACUUUCAACUGCAGCUCCUCACGGUGCCCGGGACCCCAACCCAUCGAUGGAAGGACGGAGAGUCAACAAUCAACCUUACGUUCGCAUCGGAGGGCCUGGCAUCGCGAGUAGUCCUUCCUCGUCGGGCCUGCCGGGUGCCAGUUCCAGUAAACCACCAGGGCAAUCGGAGGUCUAGCAACUCCGCCGACGAUGGCAGCGAACGAGACAGGACGACGAUUACGAAGCCUACCGACAAGCACGUAACAAGAAAGGCCGACUGA
This is a messenger RNA of Clonostachys rhizophaga, 774 nucleotides long. NCBI's taxonomy places the organism in Eukaryota, Fungi, Ascomycota, Sordariomycetes, Hypocreales, Bionectriaceae. The record is from the annotation of a GenBank genome assembly.